UUAUUAUGACUGAUGACAGAAGACAAAAGUGAAAUUUGGGAUUAGAAGAUUUUCAUCUUCUCAUCUAACCAUGCUUUUAGGAAAUUGCGCUUUAUAUGUAUUGAGUAACCUUUUUUAAACUUGCCGUCCAAAACUAACAAUCUAAUCAUCAAUGGAAUUGACCAAACCAAACGUUAACGUUGAUGAAACGAAAAUGGUCAAAAAAGAGUCAGUUACUGAUGAAGAUAUACCAUUAAGUUUUGUACAAGAGAGACAUUUAGAACCUUUGGUCGGAAUGGAAUGUGUAACACAAAUGUGGCGAUUAAAAGAGAGAAUGAAAACUGUCAGUGUUGCUCUAGUUUUAUGCUUAAAUGUUGGAGUGGAUCCACCAGAUGUAAUCAAAACUCAACCUUGUGCAAAACUUGAAUGUUGGACAGAUCCUACUGCAAUGUCUUCAUCCAAAGCUUUAGAAAAAAUUGGACAAAAUUUGCAAGCUCAGUAUGAGAGAUGGCAACCCAGAGCAAGAUAUAAACAAUCUUUAGAUCCAACUUCAGAUGAUAUUAAGAAAUUAUGUACUUCCCUCCGCAGAAGUGCAAAAGAGGAAAGAGUUCUUUUCCAUUAUAAUGGCCAUGGAGUACCCAAGCCUACCUCCAAUGGUGAAAUAUGGGUAUUUAAUAGAACAUAUACUCAGUACAUUCCGCUUUCUAUUUAUGAUUUGCAAACUUGGAUGGGGGCUCCAUCUAUAUAUGUAUAUGACUGUUCCAAUGCUGGAACUAUUAUUGAAUCCUUCAAGCAGUUCGCUAAUCAACAUGAACAGGAGAAUGAGCAAUCUGUAUCCCAAACAGGAAGAAAUCCUCAACCUCUUGUAUCAUUCAAAAAUUGCAUACAGCUAGCUGCUUGCAGUGCUAAUCAGGGAUUACCAAUGAAUCCAGAUUUACCAGCUGAUUUGUUCACCUCAUGUUUAACAACGCCAAUAAAGGUUGCAUUGAGGUGGUUUAUUCUGCAACCUUCUUCCAAAUUAAUGCCAAAGGUCGGCUUGGAGCUACUAGAUAAAAUCCCUGGUCAAAUAACUGAUAGACGGACAUUAUUAGGAGAGUUGAAUUGGAUAUUUACGGCAAUAACAGAUACAAUUGCGUGGAAUACAUUGCCAAGAGAAGAACCUUUUCAACAUUUGCCUUUUUUUGAAGAACAGUUGACUGCAUUUCAGGUGUGGCUAGAGCUGGGAUCAGAAGAAAGGGAUCCACCAGAGCAAUUACCUAUAGUUUUGCAAGUUUUACUCAGCCAGGUUCAUAGAGUGAGGGCAUUGGAAUUACUUGGCAAAUUUCUCGACCUUGGACCCUGGGCGGUUAAUCUUGCUUUGUCUGUUGGAAUAUUUCCAUAUGUUCUGAAAUUGCUCCAGAGUUCUGCUGCGGAACUCCGACCAUUAUUGGUAUACAUCUGGGCCAAAAUACUGGCUGUUGACAAUGUUAGAGCAGCUGCUGUAUAUGCCUUUGGAACAUUCAUAAAUUCUGUAACUGAACGUUCCGAACACGCAAACAAUGUUGAUCAUUCUGUUGUAAUUACAUUAGUGAAUAUGAUUACCAACGAUAUGUGUCCCAUGGUACGUAAAGAACUGAUAAAUGCAUUGCAGUGGAUGGUACUAGCAUUUGAACCAGCAUUCAUAAAUGUUGCUCUCAAGGAACCCAGUAUUUCUUCAAAUAGAGACAGCAUAAUGACAUCAGAUUUGAAAAGGAUGGAAAGUAGAGAUUCGUUAGAGAGGAUGAAAAGAGUGGCCUCUAGUUCAGCUAUCAACAAUAUGAGUCAUCAAGGGUUGACACAAAAUUAUUGCGGAAGUCCAAGUAUUCUACCUUCUCUCGGAGGAUAUAAUUCCAUUUACAUGAAAAUAUGGAUAGCUUUGUGUUCGUUAGAGAUCGACCCUCAUCCAGAUGUUGCCAGAAUGGCCUGUACUGUUACUGGUCAUAUUAGAGCAAUAGUCAAAGAACAUCGUGAAUAUGCUGAUAACCUUUUGAGCACCAUGAAUAAUUCCAGUUUGAGUUUACCACCUAGUCCGAAUAAGGGAAAUUACUUUUCUGGCGAGAGUCCCCCCACUCUUCAUCCGACUGGAGAUUUACCAAAGUACACUAGAUCUAUUUUGGCUAACAGAAAUAAAAAAAUGCACAAAAAUAAUAUGAAUGAAAACAACCAAGAUAAAAUUCAAUUUUGUCGUAAGCCUUUGGUUCGUACAAAGUUUGUGGAAUGGUCUUCGAAGAGAUUUGCGCUAACCAACAAAAAAGAAAAGUGUGUUGGAGACAUUGAAUCGUCCAUUUUUCAUGAAAGAAACUGGAGACAGACAAGAAAUACUAACAUAAGAUUAGAAGCAGAUGAGGAACAUAGACGAGCUUCAGCUUACAGAAUAGAUUCGCAAAUGUUUCAAAUUAGAACUGCAGUACCUCCAAGUUUAUUACAGCUCCAUCCAUUUGAUCAACAAAUAGCUGUUUCUGGAAAUGACAGUUUUGCGUAAGUU
Molecule: messenger RNA, 2482 nt
Organism: Leptinotarsa decemlineata (Colorado potato beetle)
Lineage: Eukaryota; Metazoa; Arthropoda; Insecta; Coleoptera; Chrysomelidae
Gene: raptor
Product: regulatory associated protein of MTOR complex 1
Biological process (GO): cellular response to starvation; regulation of autophagy; positive regulation of cell growth
Cellular component (GO): cytoplasm; TORC1 complex
Molecular function (GO): protein-macromolecule adaptor activity; protein binding
Source: RefSeq, a predicted model, not a curated record